Malaya genurostris is the source of this 886-nucleotide messenger RNA. RefSeq names its product probable methylthioribulose-1-phosphate dehydratase. Gene Ontology annotation, cellular component: cytoplasm. The record is from RefSeq and is a predicted model, not a curated record. The transcript has a single exon. The coding region runs from base 102 to 788 and encodes 228 amino acids. Gene Ontology annotation, molecular function: methylthioribulose 1-phosphate dehydratase activity; metal ion binding. Lineage: Eukaryota; Metazoa; Arthropoda; Insecta; Diptera; Culicidae.
CUCUGCACUGAUGUUUUUGAAGUAGUUCUUAUCGAUCGAGAUCAUCGGGAUAAACGGAAGUCAAUACGCCGAUAAGCACUUUUUUCCUGUAGUUUGUAAAAAUGUCAUCAAGCAAAUCUUUGGUUUUUGACCUAUCGGAGGAACAUCCCAGAAAGUUGAUACCAGAACUGUGCAAACAAUUUUACAACCUUGGAUGGGUUACCGGUACCGGAGGCGGCAUAAGUAUAAAAUUUGAUGAUGAGAUAUAUAUUGCUCCUUCCGGAGUUCAGAAAGAGCGAAUUCAUUCGGAUGAUUUGUUCAUUCAAAAUAUUGAUGGAGAGAGUCUGGAGGAACCGGCUGACUACAAGAAAUUGACGAAGAGCCAGUGUACUCCAUUGUUUAUGUUGGCGUAUCGCGAAAGAAAAGCAGGAGCAGUUAUACAUACUCAUAGUCCUGCUGCAGUACUAGCUACUCUUCUGUGGCCCGGAAAAGAAUUCAGAUGCACGCACUUGGAGAUGAUCAAGGGGAUUUACGAUCAAAAAUUGGGACGCAAUUUGCGUUACGAUGAAGAACUUGUUGUGCCGAUUAUAGAAAAUACUCCAUUCGAAUCGGAUUUGGAGGAGUACAUGGAAAGCGCAAUGAAAGAGUAUCCGGGUACAUCGGCAAUUCUAGUCAGAAGACAUGGAGUCUAUGUUUGGGGUAGCAACUGGCAAAAGGCAAAAGCAAUGACAGAAUGCUACGAUUAUCUGUUCUCACUAGCGGUUGAAAUGAAAAAGUUAGGUUUUGAUCCUAAUGAAGCUCCGAACUAAGAGUCAAUAAGUACGAAUAUAACUUCUCAAUAUAACCAACAAGUGUGUCUUUUGCUGAAAGCUUAGAAACGAAUAAAUUGGUUUCUGUAGAAAUCGAA